CGAGGAAGUAAAGUUGAUUGUAGGUUGAUUCUCCGUCUUCCACUAGACGCUGUUGUGUUCAUGUGGGAUACUUGUAUUAGAACCUUCUUUAAAAACCUUGUUUAGACUAAAGUGGAAAACAGUUUGGGAUUAAAGUGAAGCUGGUGAGUAAGUUCAUGUGGAUCAAAGUUUGAAACUGGGAAGACUCAGAGUUAGGGACUGACUCGACUUCUCAGACUGCUGAAAGUGAGAGCAAAGAUCAAACAGCCUUUGGAAAGGACAGUGUAGUGUAAAGACAAAAUGGCUUCUAAACUUGAAGAGGAUCUCUGCUGUCCUGUGUGCUGUGACGUCUUCAAGGAUCCUGUGUUUUUGCCCUGUGCUCACAGUGUGUGUAAAGCCUGUCUGCAGCAGUUCUGGGACACCAAAGGAUCCAGAGAGUGUCCUUACUGCAGGAGAAAGUGCUCAAAGGAAUUAUACCCUACUAACAUGGCGUUAAGGAACCUGUGUGAGACCUUCGUACAGGAGAGAAGUCAGAGAGCUUCAGCAGGGUCUGAGGUGCUCUGCAGUCUGCACAGUGAGAAACUCAAGCUCUUCUGUCUGGAGGACAAUCAGCCUGUGUGUUUUGUGUGUCAGACCUCAAAGAAACAUAAAAAUCACAGCUUCAGUCCCGUAGAUGAAGCAGCACUGGACUGUAAGGAGGAGCUCAAGGUCAAACUGCAGCCCUUAGAGGAGAAACUGAAGACCUUUGAGGAGGCUAAACGCACCUGUGACCAAACAGCAGCUAAUAUUAAGGAGGAGCUCAAGGCCAAACUGCAGUCCUUACAGGAGAAACUGAAGACCAUUGAGGAGGCUACACUCACCUGUGACCAAACAGCAGCUCAUAUUAAGGCUUUAGUCAUGUUGUUCUAUUUAGACUCAGGCCCAACACACAGAGAGGCAGAUCAAGGAGGAGUUUGAGGAGCUUCACCACUUUCUACGAGAUGAAGAGGCAGCCAUGAUAGCUGAACUGAGGGAAG
Clupea harengus (Atlantic herring) is the source of this 995-nucleotide messenger RNA. RefSeq names its product E3 ubiquitin-protein ligase TRIM41-like. The record is from RefSeq and is a predicted model, not a curated record. The transcript has 4 exons. Lineage: Eukaryota; Metazoa; Chordata; Actinopteri; Clupeiformes; Clupeidae. The coding region runs from base 280 to 936 and encodes 218 amino acids. Gene Ontology annotation, molecular function: protein binding.